This is a messenger RNA of Argiope bruennichi, 2363 nucleotides long. Its product is annotated as tyrosine-protein kinase CSK-like. Lineage: Eukaryota; Metazoa; Arthropoda; Arachnida; Araneae; Araneidae. The coding region runs from base 414 to 1796 and encodes 460 amino acids. Gene Ontology annotation, molecular function: protein binding; protein tyrosine kinase activity; ATP binding. The transcript has 13 exons. The record is from RefSeq and is a predicted model, not a curated record. Gene Ontology annotation, biological process: protein phosphorylation.
GAACUUCUUGAAACUACAUUUAUUUUAAUGGUCUAUGAAUUUGUGUAUGGUUUCUGAAUACGGUUCACGUGUUUGUGUAUAUUUGUAAUGCGUGAUUCUUACCUGAAAAAGUGGAGUGUUAUUUGCAGUAUUUAAUGGUGAUAUAAAAAAAAAGAUUAAAACCUAGUCAAUUAUAGUACAUCUUUACUAAAUAAUGGAUUUUGAAGUGUAGAGACGCAUUUGCAAAUGCAUAUCGUGCAAUGUAUACAUAUUUGAAAUUACUGUGUUAAUGUGCAUAUGAAAAGUACAAGCUUCUGAAGCAUAUUAUUUUUUUCAUUUAUUCGUAAGCAUUAAUUGCUUACCGUCUAUUAUGCUAUUCGGGGACAAAUUUUAUUCUUGAAGGUACUUAAGCGGAGUCAGUUGAAUUGUAAGGAAUGCAUGCUUCUAAGGUAGAUGAUUAUAAUAUGAAUCAGGAAAGAACAUCUCAAAGGGGUUGGCAACCUGGUACUGAAGUUGUAGCCCGAUAUAGUUUCAAAGGCAGUUCAGAAGAAGAUUUAGUUUUUCAGAAAGGAGAUAUAAUGACCAUAGUUACUCCAACUAAAGAUCCAAAUUGGUAUAAAGCUCGGCAUGUGGAUUGUAGGGAAGGGCUUAUUCCUGCAAACUAUAUACAAAAGCGAUCAGAAGUUAAGUUGCAUGCUAUGCCCUGGUUUCAUGGUAAAAUUACUCGAGAUGAGGCUGAACAACUUCUACAACCGAGGGAAGAUGGUCUUUUUCUAGUGCGAGAAAGUACCAACUUCCCUGGUGAUUAUACUCUAUGUGUCUGUUACAAAAAUAAGGUGGAACAUUAUAGAGUCAUCUAUAAAGAGAAUAAGCUAACAAUAGAUGAAGAAGAGUAUUUUGAAAAUUUGUCAAGAUUGGUUGAGCAUUAUCAAAAGGAUGCUGAUGGUCUCUGUACAAGACUAAAGCUUUCUGUUCCUAAGAAAGGAGGGCCAGAGUUUUCUGUGGAUUCACAGGAAUUUGAAAAGGCUGGAUGGACAAUAAAAUUAGAUGACUUAAAACUAGGAGAAGUUUUAGGAAAGGGGGAAUUUGGUGAUGUUGUUCUUGGCUGCUUUCGAGGUCAAAAAGUGGCUGUGAAAGUUUUGAAAGAUAAUAGUAAAGCUGCCCAAACUUUCCUAGCCGAAGCAUCUGUCAUGACUUCCUUGUCCCAUAGAAAUUUGGUUCAGCUUCUUGGUGUGGUAUUUAACUGGCCUUCCAUUUAUAUUGUCACUGAAUAUAUGUCAAAAGGGUCUUUAGUAGAUUACUUACGAUCAAGGGGACGAUUGCAUGUUACAAAGAAAGACCAGAUAAACUUUGCAGCAGAUGCUUGUGCUGGCAUGGAAUAUUUGGAGUCCCGCCAGGUAGUUCAUAGAGAUUUGGCAGCUCGAAAUGUUUUAAUAUCAGAUGAAAAUGUAGCUAAGGUAUGUGAUUUUGGUCUAGCUCGAGAAAAGUCAUUCAAUUUGGAAGGAGGGAAAUUUCCUAUCAAGUGGACUGCACCAGAAGCCCUGAGGCAUAGUAAAUUUUCUAACAAAUCUGAUAUGUGGAGUUUUGGAAUUUUGUUAUGGGAAAUAUAUUCAUUUGGCAGAGUGCCUUAUCCAAGGAUUCCUUUGGCUGAUGUUGUGAAACAUGUUGAGAAAGGCUAUCGGAUGGAAGCUCCUGAGGGCUGUCCUUCAGACAUUUAUGAUAUUAUGAAACAAGCGUGGGAUUUGGAACCAGAUAACAGGCCUACAUUUGCUGAUGUCUUAAAGAGACUUGAACAGAUAAGGGCAAUUACAGAUUGACAUAAUAGAUAAUAUCCUUUUCUAUGAAGAAUGUAAUGUAGAUUUGCAGUGCCUUCCAGUUUUGGUGAAAUGUGUUUAGAAUUUUUUUAAAAGGAGAGAUAAAAAGUAAACUUAUACUGCUGGUGCUUCCAACAGCAACUAUUAUCACAAGGCCUCAUCUGCAACUUCACUGUGUGAGUGUAUAUCGUUGAAAGAAUGAAUAGAGAAUAUUUAACUUAUGAAAGUUUAUCCUACUUCAUCCAUUGUGCGGAAGUUUGCAUCAUUAUACCGAGCCAUAUCAUAUAUUUGGUCAAAAUAUUUUCAUGCUUUUUUUUUUCUUCCAUCGUUGAUAAAUUUGAUAUGCACGACUGGUGUUUUAUACAACAUGUUACAAACCGUGACUGAAAUUUUUUUAAGAGCAUUCUGUGAAAUCAUAAAGUUUUGUAGAUUUAAUAUUUUUAAGGAAAAAUUCUUUUUCCUUCUGAAAGUGAAUGUUUUUAAUUACCUUUUGAGAGAAAAAUUUUAGCUCAUGUCUUUGCAGAUUAAAAAUUUUUAAAUCAAUUUUUAUAUGGAUAUUUUUUGUAAAUU